UCAGCGGCUGCCCAGGCCUUGUGACAGGGUCAGUGAGCAGCCGCAGGAGCACGGGCCGCUGACGCCCCAUCCACGGGCAUGGCUCUCAGCAGCCGCCCGCGGAGGGUGGGGGUGGUAGGCUACGGCCGCCUCGGACAAUCACUCGUCUCCCACCUGCUGGCUCAGGGCCCAGAACUGGGCCUGGAACUUGUCUUUGUCUGGAAUCGGGACCCAGGACGAAUGGCAGACACUGUGCCCCCAUCUCUGCAGCUCCGGAGCCUCGCUGACCUCAGGGAGAGGCACCCCGAUCUCGUCGUGGAGGUGGCCCACCCCCAAAUAAUUCAGGAUUCUGGGGCACAAAUCCUGCGCCAUGCCAAUCUCCUGGUGGGGUCCCCCUCAGCCCUGGCUGACCAGGCCACAGAGCGGCAGCUCCUGGAGGCCUCCCACCGCUGGGACCAUGCUGUGUUUGUGGCCCGGGGGGCCCUGUGGGGCACCGAGGACAUUGCCAGAUUGGAUGCGGCUGGGGGCCUUCAGAACCUCCGUGUCACCAUGGCCACACACCCUGAUGGCUUCCGGCUCGAGGGACCCCUGGCCGCAGCCCAAAGGCCUGGCUCUCGCACGGUGCUCUAUGAAGGGCCCGUCCGCGGGCUAUGCCCCUUGGCCCCCCGUAACUCCAACACCAUGGCAGCCGCUGCCCUGGCUGCCCCCAACCUGGGCUUCGACCGCGUAAUCGGGGUGCUUGUGGCCGAUCUCAGCUUGACAGACAUGCACGUGGUGGAAGUGGAGCUGAGCGGCCCCCCGGGCCCCACAGGCCGCAGGCUUGCCGUGCACACCCGCAGAGAGAACCCUGCUGAGCCCGGAGCAGUCACCGGCUCCGCCACUGUCACUGCCUUCUGGCGCAGCCUCCUGGGCUGCUGCCAGCUCCCCUCCAGGCCGGGGAUCCAUCUCUGCUGAGUCGCCUCCUCCUUUCCGGGACAUCCUCGUCUCAUUUACCUCCCACCACCACCUUCCCACGCAGCCCUGGCCUCCGUUCCCCCACCCCUCUCUCCUGUCGCAGUAAAGCUCGGAGGCCCCUCCCCCUGCA
Molecule: messenger RNA, 1063 nt
Organism: Choloepus didactylus (southern two-toed sloth)
Lineage: Eukaryota; Metazoa; Chordata; Mammalia; Pilosa; Megalonychidae
Gene: ASPDH
Product: aspartate dehydrogenase domain containing
Exons: 7
Coding region: 79-933 (284 amino acids)
Biological process (GO): NAD+ biosynthetic process
Molecular function (GO): L-aspartate dehydrogenase [NAD(P)+] activity; NADP binding
Source: RefSeq, a predicted model, not a curated record